AUGCCUUGGACGAUCUGGCCCGCUCUGAUUAUACUGUGGGGUGUUUGUUGGAUGUUCUAUGAGCCGCUCAAUCCGCAGUGGGAGAUCGACUUAUUGGAGAUUGAGGACUCGAGCGGGCAACUUCUGAGUCUCGAUUGCAAUCUUCCCGACUUUGAUUGGGACGCCCCAGAAUGGAGCCUAUCUCAUCCUGACUUCAUCGAUCCCGAGCAGCAACUGCAGCAGCUGAUGCCGGGGUUAUCUAGCAGUCUUACCAUACCGGAAUCCGGAGACUCUUUACAAAUUUCAUCAACAGUAAAGCCUCAAGACACAAUUUGCCCACGUGUCAGCACCGAUGAAGCCCCGGGCACUUUCAAUGUAGCUACAAGUGUCGCGACAUCUAGCGCCACCCGAGAAAUUGGAGAGGAGCAACAGUUAGAAGCGGUAGAGCCUACAGCCUUUGCAGCACCCGACAUACCAUCUCCCUUCCAUGAAAAGCCUCGAGAUGGCCCUCAGAGCGUUGGCACAGAUGCUCGACAUACUAAAGGCUUCCAAAAUUCAAGGCAUGGCCAUAUCCAGAAGUAUUACUGCCCUUACCCCAACUGCGGCCGUUCUAAGGAGGGUUUUGGCUUCCGUCGCAAAGAUCACUUGGAUCAACACCUUAAGGGGCCGCACAAGCAGUCAUCUGUAGCGAGAUUACGUGGAAGACCGGCGACUGGAUCGAGUUCCUUCAAUUCUGUCGCUACGAGCGAUAUCGCACGGGCCCUUUCACAGACCAAGAAGCGUAAACACAAUGAACAUGGCGAUCUAGCUGAGCACAGCGUAAACGAGCCCUCGGAUGUGCUCGUGAAGGAGCUAGCAGAAGAGCGGAGGUUACGUCUGGAGGCGGAACAGGAGAAUCAGCGGCUACGUCAGAAGCUUGAAAAGUACGAAGAGCGGAUGGAAAAGUAUGAGGAACGGUUGGACAGAAUGAUGACUCUUUUUGGAAACAACAAGAGUGAGGAAACGAACCUGGGAUGA
Aaosphaeria arxii CBS 175.79 is the source of this 996-nucleotide messenger RNA. RefSeq lists its product as uncharacterized. NCBI's taxonomy places the organism in Eukaryota, Fungi, Ascomycota, Dothideomycetes, Pleosporales. The transcript has 2 exons. The coding region runs from base 1 to 996 and encodes 331 amino acids. The record is from RefSeq and is a predicted model, not a curated record.